CUUCCAUUCGUGCUCGACACUCUCCCCCUUGUGCCUCCUCCACAUAUCCUCUACAAACGCCAACGCCCAAAAAGAGCUAUUAUCGACGCUGGUCAUCGUCAUUCCGGGCGAAGCCACCAACCUCCUUCCCUGCUCCAUCGAGUCCACUUUUCGCAUAUCAUUUCUCCUACAUUGCACACGUACGAUUCCUUUGAGACUCUCUCUGGUGACAAACUUACCAUUUCACGGCCUGACGCGACCUACCCUCUCCCAUAUUUUCCUCCGCGAGUAUUUCGCCAACAGAUCUAGCUUCCAUGGGCAGUGUUGCCAGAAGCUGAAUGCUCCUCCGCAAUGCGAUGACCAUGUGCGCAGAUAGACGGCACUAUCGGGGUCGAUAACUGUGCAUGAACCAAUUUCGGUCGGAUUUCGGGACGCCGCAGGCUGUUACCUUCGGAUAGCAACAUGGAGAGUGGCUUGAAACGAUUAUGGACACGGCGGAAGAGCAAAGGUCGAGAUGUCAGACAAGAGACGGGAAGAGGCAGCCUCAGAAAGAGCCAAAGCACCGACUUGGUUGGCCUAUCUACAAACGACAGGCAUGGACGAAACACGCCGAAUGAGCAAGGGGCUCAGUUUUUGAGUCCGAUAACUACGCAUAGCUCUGUCGAACCUGUAUCAAGCAGCAAAAAACACCCCAUGCUACUUGGUGUGUCAAGACCGACUACUUCGCCAUCACGACCCGGCACGUCUGAGAGUGGGAGUCUUAUGAGUGCAGUCAACCGCGCAGCUACAGACGCCGGAGUCAGAGCAGAACAAGAGUACCGCCAAUCUACAGACCAUUCCUUCCGGGCCCACCGUCAACAGAAGGGGCCUCGAUACAUCGACAUCUUUUCGCUUUCCAAGGCCAAUGGUACAAAUCCAAUGCCUGGAUACAACGAAGAUGUUGCUGAGAGAAACUUGGAUGUGACCCGCGUGGCACUGGAGGGCACCCACGAUCAAACAUCUCCGUCAUCGAAAUAUGCCGAAGAAGUUGCAGCGCGGAAUGCUUACCCACCGCUGCAGGAUAAUAGGAGCAGGAAUACCUCCCUCUCAAGUCCUCGCCGGCCCUUUGAUGAGAAUGCUCGGUCGGAAUUAUCUAGAGAUCUUUCCAGCAGAGUGAGUGAUUACCUUUCAGGAUCAGCAGUGUCAGGACACCCAGAAUGGUCAAGAUUUCAGCCCUUGCCGAGGUCGCAAGAUAUGCAUUCGCGUCAAUCGAGCCAGCCCUCCUGGCAACAACGCUCUCCGAUGCGUGAAUUGCCUACCCUGGCGCAGGGGUCUCCUGGUCCUCUGCUUGCACAUCAUGUUCAUCAUGUCAAACCCUCGACCGAGAACCUACACGACAGGAUGGUCGCAGCCAGAUCCGCUGGCAUCUCCGGGCGACUAGAUCAAAGCGAGGUUUUCCGCAAUUACCAACUUUCAGCAGCAGAAGUGAUACAAGCGAGUCGGCCACCGUCUUCGCGACCGGGUACCGCGAUAUCUAUGGCCAGUGGCACACGCCGCAAUGAACAUCCUCUCCGCUCGCACUCGAGCAUGAGCAACACAUCGGUAAAGCGAGCCAUCAACCUACCCCACCGUACCAUCAUGGACCUGACAGGCACUGAUUCUGAUGUCUUUUCCGAGCGAGAGAGUGAUCCAACCUAUGGCUCAGCUCCCGUCACGGGACAGGCAAAGAUCGACCAAAUGCGGCCAAUGUAUGAAAGCACAAUCGAAGAUCGGCCUUCCCGAUCAGAUCCAGUCGACUUGAGGACAAGUCCUAGCGUGCCUGCAGACUUGCGCAUGUAUGUGCCUGGGGAGUUUUCGCAAAAUCAAUCACCUGUACCAUCGGUUUCAGAAUUCACUGUACGGUCUACACCGACGAAAGUUCCUACAAGCAGCGAACUUUCUUCCAUCAGUACUUUGGCAUCCUCGGCACCCCACACCAGUGUCUUAAUUCAGCCAAAGGAAACAAUUGGUGCUUCUGGUUUCAACAAGGCUCACACUCUCGCCCAAGAGUUUCCCAUCCGGAAUGAGCCCGUGGAACAAUCAACCAGUGGUUCGCAGGACCAUCCAACAAGCAAUAGUUACCUUGCGGAUACAGAAGUCGAUACUCAUCACAGCAAGCAAACACAUGAGGAGCCUCGGGAUGAAGCUGCAGAAAUUGGUGUCUUGAGGACUAUUGAGGAGGCAAGGCUGCAAGAUGGCAUCGAUUCCAAGUCGAAUCGUCCACGAGCAGACCAUGCAAAACAAUCUCACAGAGAGGAGGUUCCACCUUCGCAAACAUAUGCUCAAACCACUCCGGAAAUAGUCGCACCUGUUGACUACGUUGACCCUGGCGCUGGCGAAAGCUUCGGAGUACAAUCUCGAGAUUUUGCAAGUACUCUGCCUAAGCCUGGCCUCACGAGUGUACCUGAAGACACUGAGUCAAGCGGUGACAGUAGAGCUCACCAUGCCAAGAAUACUCGAUAUAGGUCAGCAAGCCACGAUCCAAAUGCCGGAAGGACGCCAUUGAACGAAACUGAUCAACUCAAAUUCUCUUUGUAUGAAUCGACGUUCAACGAGGACGACUUUGCCCAGAAACAAGCCGAUGCACGUGCAGCGCUGAUUAGACUGCAAGAAAGUCUUAACGAAAAUUUCCUCACGCAACCUACUGUGGCUGCACGAUCGUCGAGGCCAACGGCGCCAAAACAUGCGUUCUCCUAUAGCGACGGAAAGCCUGUCGCCCCGUCUACAAUUUUCGCUCAGGUCAGAAACUCUCCACCCGCCCUGGCGAAAACAAAGUUCUCGGCUGACAUAUCGACUGGGGAGGAUAGAUAUGAAAGGCCAAAACCGAGAUCUUAUCAUAGCAUGACCACUGUACCGGAUGCUCACGAAAGACGUCGGAAUUACCACGUAGAUAAUGUUGACGGACGAAAGAGGAACAGACAAGGCAAUCAUCCGGAUCUCGAUGGUCCUGGCCCAUCCAUAGUCGCUCUGGAACAAGAGGAGACAAACCCCCUUCCACUACCCCCACCACUGCAUAUCAAUGGUCGCCGGUUCCAGCAACUGGACAGACAACCUGUCCCACCGAGUCCUGGAGAAGUGUCCCUUUCGAGUUUCCCGCUUCCAGUAUCCUCGCCGAGACCCACUAUUUCCUCGGACACGACAAGAGCUGAUUCAACGGACCCCAUCAAAAGCAUCGGCAGCCAGUAUAGGUCUCAUUCACAACAAAGCAGUGAUGGGAGCCGUGUACUGCGACGCAAAACAAGUCAACGGAGUCAGACGAGCAGUGCCUCGGCAUUUAUUCCUUACCACAUGGUUCCAGAUCGAUCGAGUAGUAUUCGCGAUCGAUCUGUCACGGAGGAAUAUUGAGUGAUCAAGGAGCAAGUCAUAUACAAUCUCUUUUGUCGGUAGGUAUGCUUUUUCUGAUUGGGUGUCGGUCUGGGUUGGUUUUUUGCCUAUUUGCCAUCUUUGCAAGCGUCAGCGAGAAGACGAAAAAAGGGAGAUAAUGUGUGCGCGUGUGAGCGAAGUACAAUUAUUGUUUGGUUUUGACCAGAGCAGAAAAGCUUUUUGCCGUCUUAGGAUAUAUGUGACGAUGUGACGAAGAUUGUUUACUUUUUCAUUUCUUGUUGAACCAUUUCUUUUUCUCUUUUUGGAUGGUGCUGAGUCCAAUGCAAUGCCUCGGUGCAACAUUAAUUCAUCUAUGCAACCAGGUAUGGUUUUGUAGUCCAUAUUGUCGGGUGACAGAGAGAUGGGGAUUGAUGGGAGUGGGACAGGAAGCUGAAGAUGUAUAGAAGUAGUAGGAGGACUUUUUGCUCUUUUCGAUGGUGGAAGGGUUUUACAUAUACCUAUUUAUGUCUGGAGUAUUGACCUCUUGCUCCGUAUUUA
Molecule: messenger RNA, 3858 nt
Organism: Exophiala oligosperma
Lineage: Eukaryota; Fungi; Ascomycota; Eurotiomycetes; Chaetothyriales; Herpotrichiellaceae
Exons: 1
Coding region: 442-3342 (966 amino acids)
Source: RefSeq, a predicted model, not a curated record